Molecule: messenger RNA, 1284 nt
Organism: Nicotiana attenuata
Lineage: Eukaryota; Viridiplantae; Streptophyta; Magnoliopsida; Solanales; Solanaceae
Exons: 4
Coding region: 1-1284 (427 amino acids)
Source: RefSeq, a predicted model, not a curated record
AUGGAGACUGAAAUGAGUUUUUCUCAAUUGGCUCCUCCGGUCUUUGAUGGUGAAAAUUACCAACUGUGGGCAGUGAGAAUGGAGACUUACUUGGAGUCUUUAGAUCUUUGGGAGGCCGUGGAAGAGGAUUAUGAUGUUCAUCCGCUGCCUAACAAUCCCACGGUGGCCCAGAUCAAGAGUCACAAGGAAAAGAAAACCAGGAAAUCAAAGGCGAAAGCAACUUUGUUUGCUGGUGUGUCUGCAACAAUUUUCACGAGAGUUAUGGCUCUCAAAUCAGCAAAAGAAAUCUGGGAUUAUCUGAAGGGAGAAUAUACAAGAGAUGAAAGAAUACGAGGCAUGAAGGUGUUGAAUUUAAUAAGGGAAUUCGAGUUGCAAAAAAUGAAGGAAUCUGAGACUGUCAAAGAAUACUCAGAUCGGUUGCUUGGCAUUGUUAACAAGGCACAAGAGCAAAGGAGGCUUAUGAGGCAAGAUGGUAUGGUUGAAGAAGCCCUGGCAGCCAACCACAAAACUCAAAGCAAGGCUGUAAUUUGCAAAGGCAAAUAUCAAAAGCAUGAAGCAGAUGCCCAAGUCGCCAAUGAAGAAGAAGAAGAUCACUUGUUUGUGGCAACUAUUCUUUCAACCAAAAAAUCUGAUUUUUGGUUGAUUGACAGUGGUUGUAAAAACCACAUGACAUAUGACAGAAAUCUUUUCAAAGAGUUCACGUCUAUAGGAAAUAAGAAAGUCAGAAUUGGAAAUGGUGAUUAUAUUCUUGCUAAAGGAAAAGGAACUGUUGCAAUCCCAACAAAUUCAGGUACUAAAAAAAUUUCAGAUGUUCUUUAUGUUCCUGAUAUUGAUCAAAAUUUAUUAAGUGUUGGACAACUAAUGGAAAAAGGAUUUAAAGUAUCCUUUGAAGACAAAUAUUGUUUCAUUUAUGAUGCAACUGGACUUGAGAUUUUAAGGGUUAAAAUGAGAGGUAAAAAUUUCUCAUUUGAUCCAACCGAAGAUGAAGAAUGGAGCCAAAAGAAUCUACUAAGUGUAGAUAAUUCUCCAACUGAGGACAUAUGUGAAAAUAAGAAAAUUGACAAGUCUCAAGGCAAGAUGCAAAUGAAGCUGAAAAACGAGCCAACUUAUUUCAUUAACAAUCAUGAGAUGCAGCAAAAUACAAAAGUGAACUCGAUUCACUGCAAGUCCAAAGAUCAGUUGGCAGAUUUACGUACAAAGUCGCUUCCAGUAAAAGGUUUACAAGGGAAAAAUUCAGAAUUUGCAGCUUCAAAAGCAAGGAGGAGUGUUAGAAAUAUGCUUUAG